Dibothriocephalus latus is the source of this 438-nucleotide messenger RNA. The record is from the annotation of a GenBank genome assembly. NCBI's taxonomy places the organism in Eukaryota, Metazoa, Platyhelminthes, Cestoda, Diphyllobothriidea, Diphyllobothriidae.
CCUCCUCCUCCUCCUCCUCCUCCUCCUAAUCCGUCUCCUCUCAUCAGUAUCAUGCUCCUUCCCUUCCUCUUCCUUUUCUUCUUCUUCUUCCUUCUCAUCUACCUCGUACUCCUCCGUUUCCUCCACACCACGCUCCUCCUCUUCUUCCACGUCCUCCGUCUCUUCCAGAUCGUAUUUCUCCUCUUCCCCAACCUCCUACUCCUCGUAGCCGUCCUUGAAACUGGCGGCGGCAGUGGCGAUGGUGUUGUGGCUAAGAGGACUGCGGCUGCUAUUUCCAGGACCGUGGAUGCUACUGAUAUUACUGUUACUAGUGUCCUCAUCCACGCUGGAGAUGACACUUAUGUCGUCCUGACUCCCGUGUCCACAUCGGCCAGCAUUUCUGAUGCUGCUGGGCUCAAUACAGGCAACUACCGCACUACCGGAUGCGAUUCGGAAUGA